UCAGUUCAAAUUUUUCCUUGUAUGGGUUUAUCUAAAAGUUUUGUCACCACACUCUAGGGGUGAAGCUUUCAGCAAGCACUUCAAUGGCGUUACUUACCAGUCCUUCCUUCCUCUCACCUUGCUCCAUUCGCAGAUUCAGACCUCUAUUUCUCUUUCCUCAUCGCUUUAUCUUUAGAGUCUCUUCUCUUCAUUUAAGGCCUCGCCCUUUCUCCGUGUCAGCUUCGCUGAAUGGCGUAUUUAUUUCUCCGCAGGAAGCCAAAUCGUUUGACUUUGAUAUGGAGGAGCGCAUUUACAGUUGGUGGGAAUCUCAAGGAUAUUUCAAACCAAACCUGGAUCGUGGAGGUGAAUCUUUUGUUAUUCCGAUGCCUCCACCUAAUGUUACUGGGUCAUUGCAUAUGGGGCAUGCAAUGUUUGUAACACUUGAGGAUGUUAUGGUUAGAUACCAUCGCAUGAAGGGAAGACCUACACUUUGGAUUCCUGGCACUGAUCAUGCGGGCAUUGCUACUCAGUUGGUUGUGGAAAAAAUGCUUGCUUCAGAAGGUAUAAAAAGAGCUGACUUAAGCAGAGACGAGUUUGUUAAUCAUGUUUGGAAGUGGAAGGAAAAGUAUGGUGGAACCAUUACAAAUCAAAUCAAGAGACUUGGAGCUUCUUGUGAUUGGACACGAGAGCAUUUUACACUUGAUGAGAGACUAAGUCGGGCUGUGAUUGAAGCUUUUGUAAGGCUCCAUGAGAAAGGCCUUAUAUACCAAGGUUCAUACAUGGUGAAUUGGUCUCCUAAUCUCCAAACAGCUGUUUCAGACUUGGAAGUAGAGUAUUCUGAAGAACCUGGAUAUCUCUAUCAUAUUAAGUACCGUGUGGCUGGAGGUUCAAGGGAUGACUAUCUGACAAUUGCAACAACAAGGCCAGAAACUCUAUUUGGCGAUACAGCUAUUGCAGUGAAUCCUGAGGAUGAAAGGUAUGCAAAAUAUAUAGGUUGUCAGGCAAUUGUCCCUAUGACAUGUGGUCGUCAUGUCCCAAUCAUUGCAGAUAAGCUAGUUGAUAGAGAAUUUGGGACUGGUGUCCUGAAGAUAAGCCCAGGGCAUGAUCACAAUGAUUAUCUACUCGCUAGAAAGAUUGGUCUUCCAAUACUUAAUGUUAUGAACAAAGAUGGAACGUUGAAUGAAGUUGCUGGACUAUAUUCUGGCCUUGAUCGUUUUGAGGCGAGGGAAAAGCUUUGGGAGGAUCUUACAGAAAGUGGCCUAGCUUUGAAAAAGGAACCCCACACCUUACGAGUUCCUAGGUCUCAAAGAGGUGGAGAAAUAAUUGAGCCACUUGUUAGCAAGCAAUGGUUUGUAACUAUGGAGCCACUAGCAGAAAAAGCUCUUCAUGCUGUUGAAACAGGAGAUCUGACCAUCAUGCCUGAUAGAUUUCAGAAGAUAUAUAAUCAUUGGCUAUCAAAUAUAAAGGAUUGGUGUAUAAGUCGGCAAUUGUGGUGGGGACACCGCAUACCAGUUUGGUAUAUCGUCGGAAAAGAUUCUGAAGAAGAAUAUAUAGUUGCGAGGAAUACAGAGGAGGCACUUGAUAUUGCUCAGAAAAAGUAUGGAAAAGAUGCCGAAAUAUAUCAGGAUCCAGAUGUUCUAGAUACUUGGUUUUCAAGUGCUUUAUGGCCUUUCAGCACACUGGGAUGGCCUGAUGUAUCAGAUGAGGAUUUUAAAAGGUUUUAUCCAACAACAAUGCUUGAAACAGGGCAUGACAUACUCUUCUUUUGGGUGGCAAGAAUGGUUAUGAUGGGAAUUGAGUUUACAGGAAAUGUACCUUUUCGUUAUGUGUACUUACAUGGCCUGAUUCGAGACUCUCAAGGGAGAAAGAUGUCUAAAACACUGGGAAAUGUAAUUGAUCCAGUUGACACGAUCAAAGAGUUUGGAACUGAUGCAUUACGAUUUGCACUUGCAUUGGGAACUGCUGGUCAGGACCUUAAUUUGUCUACCGAAAGAUUGAGUGCAAACAAGGCUUUUACAAACAAACUGUGGAAUGCUGGAAAGUUUAUCCUGCAAAAUUUGCCAAACGAAAGUGAUCUUAUUGCUUGGAAAACUGUGCGUGCUUAUGAGUUUGAUAAAGAAGAGUCUUUGCUCAAGUUGCGGUUGCCAGAGAAUUGGGUGGUUUCAAAGCUUCAUAUGCUCAUUGACACAGUAACUUCAAGUUACGACAAAUUCUACUUUGGAGAUGUUGCACGAGAAGCUUAUGAUUUCUUUUGGGGAGAUUUUGCUGAUUGGUACAUAGAAGCUAGUAAAGCUCGCCUCUAUCAGUCCGUAGAUAACUCUUUAAGCUGUGCAGCGCAAGCAGUGCUUUUGUAUGUUUUUGAGAACAUAUUGAAAAUUCUGCAUCCCUUCAUGCCCUUCGUCACUGAGGCACUUUGGCAGGCAAUACCCAACCAGAAAGAGCCUCUUAUCAUAUCUUCGUGGCCUAGUACUUCACUUCCUUCACAUUCAAACAUGAUAAAAAGAUUCGAGAAUUUUCAGGCUUUGACAAGGGCUAUUCGUAAUGUGCGAGCAGAGUACUCUGUUGAGCCUGUAAAACGGAUUUCUGCAACUAUUGUUGCGAACCUCGAUGUUAUUGAAUACAUCUCUGAAGAAAAAGAAGUUCUAGCUCUUCUCUCCAAGUUGGACUUGCAAGCUUUGAAUUUUGCAGAAUCUGUUCCAGAAGAUGCAAAUCAGUCAGUUCACCUUGUUGCUAGUGAAGGUCUAGAAGCAUAUCUUCCUCUUGCUGAUAUGGUAGAUGUCUCCGCUGAAAUGCAGCGGCUUGAGAAGCGUCUUGUUAAGAUGGAAGGCGAGUAUAAAGGGAUUAGAGCUCGCCUUGAUUCUCCAAAGUUUUUGGAGAAAGCUCCGCAAGAAAUAGUCUCUGCCACUCAAGAAAAGGCUGAUGAAAUGGAAGAGAAGAUAAAUCUGACCAAAAAUCGUAUAGCAUUCCUCAAAUCAACAGCAUUGAUGACACAAGCAGUGUAGUAUGAAUCUGAUGAUGUUUUGUUGGCGCCUAUGCGAAUAGAAAGCAUUUUGGAGUAUACUGGUCCUUUGUAUGAGUUCACACCAACACAUCAUGCAAUUUUGACUGAUGUACAUUUCUGUAUGGUAGUAUGCUGUUUAAACCUCAUUCUUAAUUCCUCAUUCUUUAUUGUGCACUAUUUUCAGCUAGUAUUCCUUUUGUGUUGUCAGAAUAGUAUGCCCUUUUGUAUUAGUUUUCCAAUUUGUAUGUUUGUUCAGAUAGAUAAAAUUAUAUCAUUGAUGAAAUUUUUUUUUAUCAUUGAUAAAAUAUUGGAGUAUUUGCUUCUUUAUCAUUAUAAAAUAAAAUAUUGGAGUA
This is a messenger RNA of Amaranthus tricolor (Joseph's coat), 3333 nucleotides long. RefSeq names its product valine--tRNA ligase, chloroplastic/mitochondrial 2. Gene Ontology annotation, biological process: valyl-tRNA aminoacylation. The coding region runs from base 84 to 2981 and encodes 965 amino acids. Gene Ontology annotation, molecular function: ATP binding; valine-tRNA ligase activity; aminoacyl-tRNA deacylase activity. The record is from RefSeq and is a predicted model, not a curated record. Lineage: Eukaryota; Viridiplantae; Streptophyta; Magnoliopsida; Caryophyllales; Amaranthaceae. Gene Ontology annotation, cellular component: cytosol; cytoplasm. The transcript is spliced from 28 exons.